Molecule: messenger RNA, 1404 nt
Organism: Prunus armeniaca (apricot)
Lineage: Eukaryota; Viridiplantae; Streptophyta; Magnoliopsida; Rosales; Rosaceae
Source: the annotation of a GenBank genome assembly
AUGGCUCGCCUUCUCAACACCUCCUUCCUCCCCAGCUCUCAAACCCUCCGCCGGAGCCCUAGUUCCUCUGCGCCGGCUCUAAUUUCCGGGCGCCGGAGCAGGCUUCAAGUCCAGGCCAAGAUUCGCGAGAUCUUCAUGCCGGCGCUGAGCUCUACCAUGACUGAGGGCAAGAUCGUGUCUUGGGUCAAGUCCGAGGGCGAGAAGCUCUCCAAGGGCGAGAGCGUCGUCGUCGUCGAAUCCGAUAAGGCCGACAUGGACGUCGAGACUUUCUACGACGGUUACUUGGCCUCAAUUAUGGUCGAGGAAGGCGGCGUCGCCGCCGUCGGUUCAGCUAUCGCGCUAUUGGCUGAGACCGAAGAGGAGAUCGCCGAGGCCAAGGCAAAGGCCAGUUCUUCAUCGGCAGCACCAACAGCGGCUCCAGCUGCAGCAACUCCAGAGCCGCAACCGGAGAAAAUUCCGGAUAAUGUAGGUCCCGCGGUGGUCCCUAAGGCGGCGGCUGUGGCGGCGGUGUCUUCGACUCACCCGGCAUCCGAGGGAGGAAAGAGAAUCGUGGCAUCGCCGUAUGCGAAGAAGCUGGCAAGGGAGUUGAAGGUGGAUUUGGGGGCAGUGGUGGGAACUGGGCCAUUGGGGAGGAUUGUGGCUAAGAAUGUGGAAGCCUUUGCUGCUCAGGUGACGGAGGUCGCUCCUGAACCAAGCGUUCGGAAGUCGGCGGAUGCUGAGGCGGGGAUUGAGUUGGGGACGGUGGUGCCUUUUACAACAAUGCAGGGGGCUGUGAGUAGGAACAUGCUUGAGAGUCUCUCAGUGCCUACUUUCAGAGUGGGAUACACUAUCACCACUGAUGCUCUGGAUGCUCUGUACAAAAAGAUCAAGUCAAAGGGAGUUACCAUGACAGCAUUGCUUGCGAAGGCAACAGCACUUGCGUUGGUUAAACAUCCUGUUGUCAACUCUGGCUGUAGGGAUGGUAAGAGCUUUACCUAUAAUAGCAGCAUUAAUAUUGCAGUAGCAGUGGCAAUCGAUGGUGGGUUGAUUACACCAGUGCUUCAGGAUGCGGACAAGGUUGACAUAUAUUCAUUGUCAAGAAAGUGGAAGGAGUUAGUUGACAAGGCCAGGGCUAAGCAACUGCAACCUCAUGAAUACAAUACAGGUACUUUCACUGUCUCUAAUCUUGGGAUGUUUGGUGUUGAUCGGUUUGAUGCUAUUCUGCCACCUGGAACUGGAGCAAUUAUGGCUGUUGGAGCAUCUCAGCCUACUGUUGUGGGUACUAAGGAUGGUCGGAUUGGUAGAAAGAACCAAAUGCAGGUAAAUGUUACCGCUGAUCAUCGUAUAAUUUAUGGUGCUGAUCUUGCUUCAUUCUUGCAAACCUUGGCAAAGAUUAUUGAGGACCCCAAAGAUCUUACCUUCUAG